Molecule: messenger RNA, 2413 nt
Organism: Cotesia glomerata
Lineage: Eukaryota; Metazoa; Arthropoda; Insecta; Hymenoptera; Braconidae
Product: aminopeptidase N-like
Exons: 11
Coding region: 38-2413 (791 amino acids)
Biological process (GO): proteolysis; peptide catabolic process
Cellular component (GO): cytoplasm
Molecular function (GO): zinc ion binding; peptide binding; metalloaminopeptidase activity
Source: RefSeq, a predicted model, not a curated record
AUUAAAUUAGUCUGUGUCGAGGAAAAAUUGAUCCAAUAUGGGAGUCGGAAGAUUGAUAAUUGGUAUAAUUAUUCCAUUGUCAAUUUUUGGUUGUGUAAGCACUGAAAUCUGCUCGGUCUACAACAACGUGCAAAUUUUGAAGAAUAAUGAUUCAAGAUCCAAUUCCUACUUAAGAUCGUACAAUUUAGAAGAAUACGGGGAACUGUCAAUAGAUAUUGAAAUAAAAUUUGAAUGCAAGGUAAUAAUAUUCAACGCGGAAAAUAUUACUCAUAUUAGUAGAAUCAAAUUGGAAAAUACUGCAAAUCACUACAUUUACACAACUGAUGACUACUCUAUUUACGAGAACAUUAUCUUGAAAAUUUCAUUCGCGGAAAAUAUACCUCCAGGGGGUUAUAGAAUCGACUUUAAUUACAAAUCCGAGAUAGACUCGCCUGCUGUGCUUUCCGAAUGGAUCGUGCUGACCAAUUUCGACGACGAUCACGUUAAUGAAAAAAACAGUAACGCAACGAGAGUAUGGCUCCGAAAAAGUGCUCUGGGCCAUGGGAAAUAUUUAGUGAAAAAUGUCGGAAGAUUAUUGGAAGCUUUUGAAAACUUUACCGGCUUCUCGUACAAUAAAAACAAGUACGUUAAACUGGACUUAUUCGUGGUGCCUCAAAGUCCAAAGUCCAAGCAUCGUCGCGGAAAUUUUAUUUAUGUCGACGAAGAAAUAUUCUUCAAUGAAGAUAAUAUUGCUACGAAUAAUGCCGAACAAUUGUACCGUACUCUCGUAGAAAUGAUGGUUAACCAGGCAUUUGAAGGUUACAAUCCUCCUCAAGUCAGUCCAUUUAGCAGAUUAGCAUUCACACUUAGGAAAUAUUUGGUGUACCUUAUCACCGAUAAGGCUAUUCCAUCGUGGCAUUUACAAGAUGAGUAUGCUCGCCUACUACGAUACAAUAUCUUUGAAAGUGAUUAUCUUUUCAGCCACUUACAUGCAUACGACAUAUUCGAUAGCUACCCAAACAAUGGCUUAGUGCUUCGCAUGAUAGAACAUGCUGCUGGAAAAGAAUUUUUUUCCAACAGUUUGAAGACAUACUUACGAAAUCGAACUGCAGUCUACACUACAAGUUUUUUUACCGUGUUGAUGGAAAUGUCUGGUGACAGAAAAGGAUUUCUAAAGAAUGUUUUUACCAGCUGGAUCAAUAAUAUUGGUUAUCCUGUCGUAACUAUUACAAGAAACUAUGAAAAUAAUUCAGCUAUUAUAACACAGUCACGUUUUUUGAGAAACAGUAAUGAAACUUCAAUUGUACGAUACUGGAUUGCAUUGAAUAACGCAACUCAGGAGAACGCUGAUUUUGAUGAUACCACUGUGGCUAUGUGGCUUGAUCCAAAAAUAAAAUCACUAGAAAUUGUCACACUUCCCCCGGACGAAUGGAUGAUAUGCAACAAACAGCAAUCUAGCUACUAUCGGGUUAAUUAUGAUGAGAGAAAUUGGAAACUGAUUGCUGAUUAUCUCAAGUCUGAAAAUUAUCAAAAAAUUCAUGUUCUGAACCGCGCGCAACUUAUAGACGACGCGUUUGUUUUGGCUGAAUUUGGACACCUCAAUUUCAAUGUCGCAUUUAAUUUGGCGAGAUAUCUCAAGUUUGAGACAGAAUAUGUCCCGUGGGCAACUUUUUGGGAAAAAAUGUUCCGUUUAUAUCAAUACUCUUCAAUAUCUAGUUCUCAAUACUACGAACCGUUUAAAAAAAUGAUUUUGGAGUUAUCUGGCCCACUGGAACGUAAAUUUCUGUCAGAUGCAGCAUUAGAUGGUAACGAUCGCAUGGAAAGACUCAAUAAAAUAGCGUUUAUAAAGUGGACUUGCUUCUACGGUUCAACAUUAUGCAGAACCUAUUCACUUGAUAAACUCAAAAAAUGGCUCGCGGAUCCCGUUGAAUAUCCACUAUUGGAGGACAUCCGAAAAGAAAUACUUUGUGCAGGAAUUCGCAGUGCUGGUAAAGAAACUUGGGAACAAUUAUUGGAGAAAUAUUUAAUUGACAAGGAUGAGACCAUUCUUUUUGCACUCAUGUGCUCAUCAAAGUAUCAGUUAUUGGAGCAAUUAAUAAUGCUUUAUAUUGAUAAUCAGUUAGCUACAAAAAAUUCAUGGUUUUUUUUCAUGACUAUUGCUCAGCGAAGCACAAUCGGCUUAGACGCCAUCAUCCAUUUUAUUUCUCAAAAACAGAAGACACUCUUUAAAAAGAACAGUUAUUAUGACAUCUUCGAAAAUAUGUGCGCUGUUAUUGAGCAAUUUAUCAACAAUAACGUUCAACUUGAAAAUUUCCAAAAAAUAUUAUCUGCAAACCAGAAAUUGCUUGGUUUAGACAGUACUGCUUUACAUCGCGAGACUGCUAUUAUUCGAGUACAACAUGCGAAUUUGGUGCUGCAGCGAUUAAAAGUUUAA